AUGGAAAAAUGGGAUCGUAACACUCAGUUAUUAAUUUCAGCUGCUAUUGGUGUGAGCCGAACAAUCGGUGGUCUUCCUCUUGAACAUCCAUUCGAUACGAUUCGUACACGAUGGCAAGCAAAUCCAGCACACUAUCAGAAUUUUCUGAUAGUAGUUCGUGAAAUCUAUAUGUCGAAAGGCUUUCUUGGUUUUUAUUCUGGUGCCAUUCCAAAUACAACUCGACGUGCUAUUAAACAAAUAUAUUGUUGGCCUAUGAUGCUAUUCUUUCCUAAUUUC
Molecule: messenger RNA, 276 nt
Organism: Rotaria sp. Silwood2
Lineage: Eukaryota; Metazoa; Rotifera; Eurotatoria; Philodinida; Philodinidae
Source: the annotation of a GenBank genome assembly